Molecule: messenger RNA, 546 nt
Organism: Cynoglossus semilaevis (tongue sole)
Lineage: Eukaryota; Metazoa; Chordata; Actinopteri; Pleuronectiformes; Cynoglossidae
Gene: rplp1
Product: ribosomal protein lateral stalk subunit P1
Exons: 4
Coding region: 157-501 (114 amino acids)
Biological process (GO): cytoplasmic translation; translational elongation
Cellular component (GO): cytosolic large ribosomal subunit; ribosome
Molecular function (GO): ribonucleoprotein complex binding; structural constituent of ribosome; protein kinase activator activity
Source: RefSeq, a predicted model, not a curated record
UCUUAGAUCCCGCCCUUUCCUCUUCCUUUUCCGUUGUAGGAAGUAAACGUGCCUAAGGUGCUUGGUUCUUCAUCCGAAGCUAAGGCCCGCAAUCCGGCGACUAGCACCACUAAAUUUAGGCAUCCAACGCUACAAAUAUAAAAUCUAACAUCUAAAAUGGCCUCCGUGUCCGAGCUCGCCUGCAUUUACUCCGCUCUGAUCCUCCAUGACGAUGAUGUCACCGUCACCGAGGACAAGCUGAAUGCCCUGAUCAAGGCUGCUGGAGUCACUGUUGAACCCUUCUGGCCCAGUCUGUUUGCCAAGGCUCUGUCCUCCAUCGACAUUGGCACACUGAUCUGCAACGUUGGUGCCGGAGGUGCAGCUCCCGCUGGUGCUCCUGCUGCUGGUGGAGCUGCUGCUGCUGGUGGAGACGCCCCAGCUAAGGAGGAGGAAAAGAAAGAGGAGAAGAAGGAAGAAUCAGAGGAAUCUGAUGAUGACAUGGGCUUCGGUCUCUUCGACUAAAGAAGCAUUUUUUGUAAAAUGUCAAAAUAAAACAAAAAAAAGAGA